Molecule: messenger RNA, 5417 nt
Organism: Lucilia sericata (common green bottle fly)
Lineage: Eukaryota; Metazoa; Arthropoda; Insecta; Diptera; Calliphoridae
Exons: 4
Coding region: 41-5083 (1680 amino acids)
Source: RefSeq, a predicted model, not a curated record
GUUGCUGGAGGGUUUUAAAUAAGAAAGAAGUAGAGAAAAAAUGCGUUUUAUUGCGGUAAUUCUAUUGCUGCUGAGUGUUGAUCUUACGCUGGUUCGUAGCCGACCCAAUAUGGAUAAAAUUCUGAAUACACAAAUUGAUAACAUUUUCCUUUCAACCGAUAACCUGGCCCCAGUGGAAGCUGAUAGAUUUUAUUCCAAAAGAGUACCUAGAGAACUUAUUAAAUCCAUAGCUCUUAAAAAGGAGAUACUACUUAAAGAUGAAGGACUAUGUUGCGGCAUAAGCGAUAUAUUGCCAGAAAAACCUGGUCUAUAUGUGGUUAUCUUACCAAUAACACAAUCUAAAGAUAUACUUCUUCCUCAACCCCCAGAGAAAAUAGUGGAAGAUAAAAUUCCGGUAAAAAUCGGAGCAGGCCAGGGAAUAUUGGGAGAAGUUGUUGGGUUAGUAACCGAUGUGUUAGGAACCGUUUUAAAUAUACCCGUUGAACUCUUGACUGAACUCUUAGGUGCUUUAUCGGUCUUAAAGUUCCCCCUAACCGAUGCAGUAGGAGGAGUUUUAAAUGGCUUGGGUGAUUUAUUAGCUUUAGUUAUAGAGGAAGUUUUGAAAGUUUUAAAAUUUCCUAUAACUAAUAAGGCGGGAGUAGUUUUAAAGGAUCCAGUGGCUUUAUUAGAAAUUCUAAUAAAUAAUAGUCCUUUAAAGGUUUUAAAGUUCCCCAUAACUGAUGCAGCUGGUAAGGUAUUAGAUGAUAAAUUGUCAUUAUUAAAGGGCAUAUUGGAUGGCAGUGUUUUUAAGGCUUUAACAUAUCCCCUUAACGAUGCAGCUGGUGUGACCCUGAAAAGCCCAGAUGCCUUAUUAGCCGCCUUAUUUAAUGACAAAGCCUUAACAGCUUUAGGCUUACCAAUUACAGAUGCUGCUGGUAAAAUUAUAAAGGGAAAACAGGAACUAUUGAACACCUUAGUAGGAGGCGCUUUAUCAAAACUAAAAUUCCCCCUAACAGAUGCUGCCGGUGUAGUGCUUAAAACCCUAACAGCUUUAUUGGAUACAUUAUUUUCGGCUGUGAAAAAGCUUUUGCUAGCUAAACUGGAUCUCCCCUUAACGGAAGUACUACAAGACAAAACUGAACUUUUAGCCGUCUUGUUAGAUGGUGAUGCUUUGGGUGCUUUAAAGUUUCCCCUAACUAAUGGCGAUGGUUUGGUGUUGGAAAAUAAAGAUCAUUUAUUACAACUAAUGUUUGCAGCAGGCGUUUUAGCUUUGGAAUAUCCCUUAACUAAUGUCUGGGGAGUGAUAUUAAAGAAUGAGGCCGAUCUAGUGGAUGCUUUAAUUGAUGCUAGUGCUUUGGCAGGCUUAACGUUUCCCAUAACGGAUGCUGAUAAAACUGUUUUAAAAGAUAAAGAAGCUUUUCUGCAGGCCAUGUUGCAGGGGGGCAAAAUACAAUUUCCCAUAACUAAUGAUUGCGGCAUAGUUAUAAAGGAGUUUGCAGAGUUACUAGGUUUAUUACUAGACCCGGCUGCUUUAGACAAAUUAGGCUUUCCCCUAACUAAUGGCGAGGGGGCAGUUAUAAAAGAUAAAACUGAACUAUUGGACGAUAUAAUAAAAGGAGCUUUUUCAAUCUUAAAGUACCCCAUAAAAGAUAGCGCAGGAGGAAUAAUAAAAGAUAAAGAGCAGCUGCUUCAAAUACUGUUUAAAGCCAGUAUAAAACAUCACACCGGAGGAUUAAUAGAAAAUAAAUUGAAAUUACUGGAUACCUUACUUGGGACAAUUGAUAGUUUAACCACACCUUUGACUGGUUUAUUGGGAGGCGUCUUAAAAAAUAUAGAAAAUCCAUUGAAGUUAGUGCUAGACAAAGGUUUGGCAGCCUUAAAAUAUCCCCUAACUGAUGUAGCUGGUGGAGUAUUGAAAACCAAAAUAGAUCUAUUGAAAUUCUUAGUAGAUGCGGGACCAUUGGCUGCCUUAAACUACCCCAUAACUGAUGCGGCAGGAGUAGUACUAAAAGAUACACAAGCCUUACUAGAUCUUCUGCUCAAGCCAGAUGCUUUAGCGGCUUUAAAAUUCCCUCUAACUGAUGUAGCCGGCAAUGUUUUAAAAGGAAAGAUGGAAUUAUUGGAAUCAUUGCUUAAUGGUCUAACAGCUCUAAAGUAUCCUCUAACCGAUGCUGUGGGAAACAUUUUGAAAACUAAAACAGCCCUUUUGGAAACCAUACUUAAUAUUGUGCUAUCACUGCUAAAGCCGGUAACUGAUUUACUGGGAGGCCUAUUGAAUGGACCACCCGCUGUUAAAGUAGAAGCUUUACCUAGCAAGCCAGAUGUAGCAGAAGUUGUUUUACCCGACAAAUCUAAGUUAUUGGAGUUGCUUUUAAGCGGCAAAACUCUUCCGCCAAUUAAGUUUCCAGUAACUGAUGCCAGUGGAGCGGUAAUAGCAAAUAACCUAGAUUUAGUGGAAAACAUACUGGCGGGUGGUUUACUAGCUCUAAAAUUCCCCAUUACCAAUGCUGCGGGUAUAGUUUUGAAUGACCUCAAAGAGCUUUUAGCCGCUCUUUUCGAUGCUGGUCCAUUGGCUGCCCUGAAGUUUCCUAUAACCGAUGCUGCUGGCGCCGUUAUAAAAGAUAAAGACAGUCUAUUGGAAGCUUUUCUAAUGAAGGGUUUGUCAGCCAUUAAAUAUCCCGCUAAAGAUGCUGCAGGGGUUAGUAUAAAAGACAAAGCAGAAGUCUUACUAGGUCUAAGUAAUUUAGCAGCCUUAAAGUUUCCUCUAACUGAUGGAACGGGAGCAGUACUGGGAGAUGAACUAGCUUUAGUAAAGUUUCUUAUUACUAAUGGAUUAAAGGCCUUAAAAUUUCCCUUAACUGAUGCAGCAGGUGUAGUAUUGCCUGAUAUGCUGGCGUUACUAGACUUACUAGAGGGCUUGUUGAAUGCUAAACCCGAUAUCGCCGACAUAUCUAAGUUAUUGGGAUUGCUUUUAAGCGGCAAAGCUCUUCCGCCAAUUAAGUUUCCAGUAACUGAUGCCAGUGGAGCGGUAAUAGCAAAUAACCUAGAUUUAGUGGAAAACAUACUGGCGGGUGGUUUACUAGCUCUUAAAUUUCCCAUUACCAAUGCUGCGGGUAUAGUUUUGAAUGACCUUAAAGAGCUUUUGGCCGCUCUUUUCGAUGCUGGUCCAUUGGCUGCCCUGAAGUUUCCAAUAACCGAUGCUGCUGGUAUCGCCAUUAAAGAUAAAGUCAGUCUAUUGGAUGCUUUUCUUAUGAAGGGUUUGUCAGCCAUUAAAUAUCCUGCUAAAGAUGCUGCAGGGGUUACUUUGAAAGAUAAGGGAGAUGUGAUAUUAGGUCUAAGUAACAUAGCGGCCUUAAAGUUCCCUCUAACUGAUGGUACAGGAGCAGUGCUGGGAGAUGAACUAGCUUUAGUAAAGUUUCUUAUUACUAAUGGACUAAAGGCUCUUAAGUUUCCUUUAACUGAUGCAGCAGGUGUAGUAUUGCCUGAUAUGUUGGCGUUACUAGACUUACUAGAGGGCUUAUUGAAUGCUAAACCCGAUAUCGCCGACAUACCCAAGUUAUUGGGAUUGCUUUUAAGCGGCAAAGCUCUUCCGCCAAUUAAGUUUCCAGUAACUGAUGCCAGUGGAGCGGUAAUAGCAAACAACCUAGAUUUAGUGGAAAACAUACUGGCAGGUGGUUUACUAGCUCUAAAAUUUCCCAUUACCAAUGCUGCGGGUGUAGUUUUGAAUGACCUUAAAGAGCUUUUAGCCGCUCUUUUCGAUGCUGGUCCAUUGGCUGCCCUGAAGUUUCCAAUAACCGAUGCUGCUGGUAUCGCCAUUAAAGAUAAAGUCAGUCUAUUGGAUGCUUUUCUUAUGAAGGGUUUGUCAGCCAUUAAAUAUCCUGCUAAAGAUGCUGCAGGGGUUACUUUGAAAGAUAAGGGAGAUGUGAUAUUAGGUCUAAGUAACAUAGCGGCCUUAAAGUUCCCUCUAACUGAUGGUACAGGAGCAGUGCUGGGAGAUGAACUAGCUUUAGUAAAGUUUCUUAUUACUAAUGGACUAAAGGCUCUAAAGUUUCCUUUAACUGAUGCAGCAGGUGUAGUAUUGCCUGAUAUGUUGGCGUUACUAGACUUACUAGAGGGCUUAUUGAAUGCUAAACCCGAUAUCGCCGACAUACCCAAGUUAUUGGGAUUGCUUUUAAGCGGCAAAGCUCUUCCUCCAAUUAAGUUUCCAGUAACUGAUGCCAGUGGAGCGGUAAUAGCAAACAACCUAGAUUUAGUGGAAAACAUACUAGCGGGAGGUUUACUAGCUCUAAAAUUCCCCAUUACCAAUGCUGCGGGUAUAGUUUUGAAUGACCUCAAGGAGCUUUUAGCCGCUCUCUUCGAUGCAGGUCCAUUAGCUGCCCUGAAGUUUCCCAUAACCGAUGCUGCUGGUGCCGUUAUAAAAGAUAAAGACAGUCUAUUGGAUGCUUUUCUUAUGAAGGGUUUGUCAGCCAUUAAAUAUCCUGCUAAAGAUGCUGCAGGGGUUACUUUGAAAGAUAAGGGAGAUGUGAUACUAGGUCUUAGUAAUUUAGCUGCCUUAAAGUUUCCUCUAACUGAUGGUACGGGAGCAGUGCUGGGAGAUGUACUAGCUUUAGUAAAGUUUCUUAUUAUUAAUGGAUUAAAGGCCUUAAAGUUUCCCUUAACUGAUGCAGCGGGUGUAGUAUUGCCUGAUAUGCAGGCGAUACUAGAUUUAUUAGGGGAACUAUUGAAAGCUACACCGGAUAUAAAAGAAGAUAUUUUACCUGACAAACCGGUAUUAUUGGAUGGAAUUUUGGAGGCCGAACUAAAAGUCCCAAGUGAAGAGCCAGAAGCCGCUUUGCCUGGAGGUAUUAUCACAUUAUUGCCACACCAAAAGCCUUCAUUGUCAGUUGAUAAAGCAAUAAUUUUAGUGAUAUUGGGGGAUGGUACCAUAAAUGCAAAGGAUUUAAAAUUAAUUUUAGGUGAUAAACAAUUUGCCGAAUUAAAAUCGAAAAUAAUGGAAGCCUUACAUGGAGGGGCCCAAGUAGAUGGUCUAGUGGCAGUAAUCCUAGAUUUUCUGGGCGGUGUUUUGGGUUUGGAAAAAUUACUUGAACAAGAUUCAUUUACAUAGGGAGCCUUCUGUCAGAAAAAGUCAAAUACCCCUACCCCUUAAAUUUCAUUAUUUAAAAAUUCCCCAAAAUUUGCAUACAUCUUCUUCUCCCGCCCCCUUUAACACAAACUAAAUAAAUAAAUUAUUCUCUUCGUUUUUUUUUUUUUUUUUCAAAUAAACAAAUAAAGCUGUUACUGAUUUUAUGUUUAAUUUAAUUCCUAUCAAACCCCCUCUAUCCAAAACCCAUCUGCUUUCUGACUAAUGUCAAUAGUACUUCUUGCUCAUACUCAACUUACAGUUAUGUUUAUUUUUCGCAUCCUGCGGCCAUAUUUCUCUUUAACUUUACGUAUUUUUU